GUGCCUGUCAUUGUUGCUCCGUCACAUUCACGCGAGGUCGAAAGGGAGAAGAGAGAGAAGAGAGAGAACCGUUCUCUCUUCUCCAUCUCCGUCUCCUGUUCGAUCCAAGCCGAACCCAGACUCUAACGGCGAUGGAUCUGGCCGAGAGAUCUCGCCAAUCCUUCCUUCCGAGCUUCCUCUACUCGCCUUCCCCGGCCGCCAGAACCCUGGCCGUGGACCGGAUCCUAGGGAGGAGCCUCGUCUCGCCGGCGGCGGAGGUGGGUAGCACCUCGCCUACCCUGAUCGUCGCCCAGGCACCCAACGAGCCCGGAAAGAUCGAGAUGUACUCGCCCAUGUUCUACGCCGCCUGCACCGCCGGCGGCAUCGCCAGCUGUGGCCUCACCCACAUGGCCGUCACCCCACUCGACCUCGUCAAGUGUAACAUGCAGAUCGAUCCAGCUAAGUACAAAAGCAUCUCAUCAGGAUUUGGAGUCUUGCUAAAAGAACAAGGGGUCAGAGGGUUCUUCAGGGGCUGGGUACCAACCCUGCUUGGAUACAGCGCCCAGGGGGCGUGCAAGUUUGGGUUUUAUGAGUUCUUCAAGAAAUACUAUUCAGAUAUAGCAGGGCCUGAGUAUGCUGCCAAGUAUAAGACGUUGAUAUAUCUUGCUGGGUCUGCUUCUGCUGAGGUGAUUGCUGAUGUAGCUCUCUGCCCCUUUGAGGCUGUGAAGGUGCGGGUCCAGACACAGCCUGGGUUUGCUAGGGGAUUGAGCGAUGGGUUGCCUAAGUUUGUCAGAUCUGAGGGUGUUUCGGGAUUGUACAAAGGCAUAGUUCCGCUUUGGGGACGUCAGAUUCCUUAUACUAUGAUGAAGUUUGCCUCAUUCGAGACUGUGGUUGAGAUGGUCUACAAAUAUGCUAUUCCAACACCUAAGGAACAGUGUACCAAAACACUCCAGCUGGGAGUGAGCUUUGCUGGUGGUUAUAUUGCUGGAAUUUUCUGUGCUAUAGUUUCUCAUCCAGCUGACAACCUUGUCUCUUUCCUUAACAAUGCCAAAGGUGCCACAGUUGGUGAUGCUGUGAAAAAGCUUGGUAUGUGGGGUCUUUUCACACGUGGCCUUCCUCUUCGCAUUGUUAUGAUUGGUACUCUGACUGGUGCACAAUGGGGGAUCUAUGAUGCAUUCAAAGUCAUGGUUGGCCUGCCUACCACUGGUGGAGUUGCUCCUGCUGCAGCUCCUGCUUCAGAGGUUGGGAAGUUGAAGGCCGCCGCAUAAUUAUUUAUGGAUAUCAAUGACUCAAUUUUUGACGUUUCAGUCCAUUUUGCAAGGAAGGGUAACAUCAUUCCAAGGCAAAACAUUGAUUGCUUUUGACAUGUUUUCUGGGAUGGUUUUAUUCUCAUCCCUUCUGCCUGUAAAACUCAAUUAAACAGGUAAUUGCAACAUUUAGCAUGAUAACAACAGAGGGCUUCCGAGGAUUAUUCAGUAAUGGCCUUUGUAAAUUAGAUUAUCAUUUGUUUAGUCACUGAUUUUUGGUUCUCUAAUAUUCGUGACAAUGUGAUUCUAGCAGGCUGUAUUAGAAAGCUUGUUUCCCAAUUCUUGCAUGUAUUACCUAAGCGAGGGGAACAACCUGACUGUGAUGAUAAGUACAAUAAAUGGCUACCUGUUUUUAGUGGUUA
This is a messenger RNA of Musa acuminata AAA Group (dessert banana), 1648 nucleotides long. RefSeq names its product mitochondrial phosphate carrier protein 3, mitochondrial. Gene Ontology annotation, biological process: mitochondrial phosphate ion transmembrane transport. The record is from RefSeq and is a predicted model, not a curated record. The transcript is spliced from 6 exons. The coding region runs from base 132 to 1247 and encodes 371 amino acids. NCBI's taxonomy places the organism in Eukaryota, Viridiplantae, Streptophyta, Magnoliopsida, Zingiberales, Musaceae. Gene Ontology annotation, molecular function: phosphate transmembrane transporter activity. Gene Ontology annotation, cellular component: mitochondrial inner membrane.